Messenger RNA from Psilocybe cubensis, 1194 nucleotides. RefSeq names its product putative transporter. Gene Ontology annotation, biological process: regulation of peptide transport. The transcript has 8 exons. Bases 1 to 1194 code for a protein of 397 amino acids. Gene Ontology annotation, cellular component: membrane. Lineage: Eukaryota; Fungi; Basidiomycota; Agaricomycetes; Agaricales; Agrocybaceae. The record is from RefSeq and is a predicted model, not a curated record.
AUGGAUACCGUCCAGCGCGCUCGUUCUCGGAGUCGGGUGCUCUCACCAUCGCCUAUACCCCACAGCCGCAAUAAUUAUUUCAUUGGGAUUGUCUUGCUUAUUUUUGUGGUUCUCCUAUGGACAUUUUCUAACUUCAUAACUCAAGAUCUGUACGAAAUCGGAUACAAUAAACCAUUUCUUGUGACCUAUAUGAACACAAGUUCAUUCGCACUUUAUUUGAUACCACUCCUUAUCCGCAGAUGGUGGUCAAAAAGUGGCAACGACAAGAGCAGAAUACCCGCGGUCGAUAGGUCCAUUGAUGAAUAUCAGCCGUUAGUUGACGACGAACCUAUAGAGGUAAAAUCUAUAGAACAGUUCGCGUAUUGCGAGUUGACCCAGAUGGCCUUUCAACCCCUUCCACCUUUGACCGACAAGCAAACAGCCAGUCUUGCUUUUACGUUUUGCCUAAUUUGGUUUGCUGCAAACUGGUCUGUUAAUGCCUCUCUUGGCUACACAAGUGUGGCCAGCGCGACAAUUUUGUCUAGUAUGAGUGGGUUUUUCACCCUUGCCAUUGGGCGCUUAUUUCGAGUUGAGACUUUGAGUUUGGUCAAAAUUGGCGCUGUCAUCAUAAGUUUUACGGGUGUAAUACUUGUUUCGAUUUCGGACAGUGUGCCAACACAAUCUAUUGGCCCUGAAUCUUCCUUCAACAGUCGCGUAAAUUCGGUUGCAUUUUUUGGCGAUGCAUUAGCCCUGCUAUCGGCGAUGUUUUAUGCGAUGUACGUCAUCCUCCUAAAAGUGCGAAUCAAAUCGGAAUCAAGGAUCAAUAUGCAAUUAUUCUUUGGAUUUGUGGGUCUAUUCAACAUCAUCGUUUGCUUCCCUCUCGGUGUCAUUUUGCAUUUGACCGGUGCCGAGAUUUUCGAGCUCCCUCCAAGUAGGAAGAUCCUGUCGACCAUGUUGGUCAAUAUGGCAAUCACUCUUUCAAGCGACUACAUCUACGUUCUUGCGAUGCUCAAAACAACACCUUUGGUCGUUACAAUUGGCCUCAGUCUAACCAUUCCAGUUGCAGUCUUGGGUGAUUUCCUACUGCUGAAACCGUCCAAAUUCCAAGUCAUUUUUGGUGCACUUUUGGUUUUGUGUAGUUUCGUCGCCAUUGGCUUUGAGGACGCGGAGAAUCAGGAAGAAACUAUUGCAAUUACAGGAGCCCAUGAAACAUAA